This is a messenger RNA of Thermothielavioides terrestris NRRL 8126, 1853 nucleotides long. RefSeq lists its product as uncharacterized. The record is from RefSeq and is a predicted model, not a curated record. Gene Ontology annotation, cellular component: vacuolar transporter chaperone complex; fungal-type vacuole membrane. Gene Ontology annotation, biological process: vacuole fusion, non-autophagic; microautophagy; polyphosphate metabolic process. Lineage: Eukaryota; Fungi; Ascomycota; Sordariomycetes; Sordariales; Chaetomiaceae. The transcript is spliced from 3 exons. The coding region runs from base 246 to 1781 and encodes 511 amino acids.
CUCUUUUUCCUUGGUGUGUCACACACUACGCUUUUCAACAGACACGCAAUUCACUGGUUAGCAGUUUCCAGCCCGCCGUUGUUGGGCCAUUGGAACCCCCGACUUCGGAAACGAAACAAAACACAACAUCCAGCCGUUGCCUGCGGCUCCCAGCCGGCUCCACCCGCGGAGCCAUUGCCGUCAUUAAGCCGCUCCCUUUACGAAUCGAAUCGUGACUGUUGAUCGUCCUGGAGUAACACCAAGGGAUGAAGUACGGGGAGCAAUUUGCGCAGGAGUCUGCACCACAAUGGAGCCUCCAUAACAUCGACUAUAACUCGCUGAAGCAUCACAUUAAGGUGCACACUACUAAAGACCAGGCCACGGCCAUCGCAAUCCCCGGCCGGCAGAACACAGCACUGAGCAAGUUCGAAGAUGACUUCUACGCGGAGCUGUGCCGGCAGCAUGACCGGGUUGAUUUGUUCGUCACCAGCAAGGCCGACGAGGUUGCGCGACGACUGCAGCAUCUGUCGGCUCAAAUACACCGGCUCAUCCUGCGCUGUGCGACGUCGGGGCUGGACCGCAUCCCCUUGAAGAGACAGCAGCGGUUUGCCAAAUACGAGCAAGCGCUGCUGCAAUGCGGCGACGACAUCAAAUCUCUCGAGCGCUUCGUCGGCGCCCAGGUCGUCGCAUUCCGAAAAAUACUUAAGAAGUACAGGAAGUGGACUGGCUCCUCGACUCUGAGCUCCCGCUUCAGGGAAGGCACCCUCGCGAACCCAAAGAGCUUCACCCGCCGCGACUUCUCCCAGCUGCACACCCAGUACAACGACAUCCUAGAGACACUUCAUGCAGCGUUGCCUACCACCCCAGAUGGUAGGAUUGCGCUCCCCGCGCUCGAAUCCCAGUCGUCCCAGUCAUCCCAACCGUCCCGGCCGGCCACUGCGCAGCUCUCUCCCAGCGAGACGGUCGUCGCCGAGCAACCGCAGCCCAGUGCCGGGUACUGGAACGAGUACGAGUGCGGUAGCGAAGCGGGCGAUUUCGACCGCAACGGCGACAGCGAGUACGCCAUCUACAUUGACCCCAACGCCGAGGUCGGCUUCCCAGGGAUGAAAACGCUCAGCCGGUUCCUGGCGAAGCCCUUCAGCAAACUGGCAGCCUGGACGUCCCGACGCCAUCCAGACGGCGCGCCGUACGACAAUCCCGAGCGCGGGCCUCUCCUACCGACGCACUUCACCGCCAGCCCCUACGGCUCGACCCACUCGCCCGCCGAACCGAGCUACUUCACGACCCCGCCGGGCGGCGCCGCCGGGACGGCCACCGAGACGGACCUCGAAGACGAUCGCAGCAGCGCUCGCUACCCCUCCAACCGACACAGCCGCCGCAACUCGGCCUCGUACAGGGGCUACACGUCCUCCUCGGACGACCACUUCUUCCCGGCCGGCUACAGCGUCCAUUACGCGGCCUACUCCCUGCCCAGCAUCUCGGAGCAGCGGGUCGCCCGGUACAGGGAACGGGUGCUGCUGUGGGGGACGUGGGCCUCCUUCGCCGUGUCGUAUGUGUUGAUGGGCAUCGCGGCCGUGCUGAUCAUGACCGGGCGGCAUAAAAUGAGGCUGGAGGUGGACGCCGGCGUGACGUUGGGGAUCAUGACAAGCCUCGGGCUGGGGUGUGCGGGCUUGUGUAUGACCGGGUCGCGGAGCGAUAGGAUCAGUCUGCUAGGGAGGCUGGCGGUGUGGGCUGCUUUCGUUGGGUGUUGCUUGGUGAACGGGGCGUUGCUGGUAUUGGUCGUGGGGAACACCGGCGUAUGAUGGUUCCUGAGCGGGAGUGGGCAUGACACGAGGUGAUGAUUGCAUGUCUUCGGGAGCAUCUGCCCCCCGACG